Molecule: messenger RNA, 1536 nt
Organism: Macrobrachium nipponense
Lineage: Eukaryota; Metazoa; Arthropoda; Malacostraca; Decapoda; Palaemonidae
Product: collagen alpha-1(I) chain-like
Exons: 1
Coding region: 1-1536 (511 amino acids)
Source: RefSeq, a predicted model, not a curated record
AUGGCGGGGCGGGCACAGGAGAGUGCCCGCGAGGUCCCCGGGGCGGGCGUCCCGGAGGCCGCCGAGAUCCCACUGGUGCCGGGCGUGCCACUGGGCCCGCCGAGGUCCCCGGGGCGGCGGUCGCCAGUGCCGUCGGGUCCCCGGGGCGGGCGGGCCAGUGGUCCAGCCGAGGUACCACGGGCGGGCGGGCCAGUGGCCCGCCGAGGUCACACGGGGCGGCGGGCCAGUGGGCCGCGGGUCCCACGGGCGAGGCGGCCAGUGUGCCCGCCGAGGUCCCCGUGCCGUGCGGUCCAGUGGGCCCGCCGGGACACGGGGCGGGCGUGCGAUGGGCCGGCGAGUCCACGGUGGGGGCGGGCCAGUGGCCCGCCUAUGUCCCUGGUCGCGCGGGCCAGUGGAUCCCGCCGAGGUCCCCGUGGCGGGGUCCCGGCGGGGCAGGACAGUGGGCCCCGCCGAGUUUCCCCGGGCGUGCGGCCAGUGGCCCUCCGAGGUCCCCGGGGCGGGCGGGGCCGCGGGGCCCGCCGAGGUCCCCGGUCGGGCGUGGCAGUGGCGCCGCCGGGUACCCCGGAGCGGGCGGCCAGUGGGCCCCGCCGAGUCCCGGGGCGUGGCGGUCCAGUGUCCCGCCGAGGUCCCCGGGCGGGCGGUCCAGUGGGCCCGCCGAUGACCCCGGGCGGGCGUGCCAGUGGGCCCGCCGAGGACCCCGGGGCGCGGGCCAGUGGCCCGGCUGGACACCCGGGGCGGCGGGCCAGUGAUGGCCCCCCGAGGUCCCGGGCCGGGCGGGCCGCCUGGGGCCCGCCGAGGUCCCCUGCCGUGCGGGCCACUUGGGCCCGCCGAGGUCCCCUGGGCGGGCAGGCCAGUCGGCCCGCCGGGUCCCACGGCGAGCGGGCCAGUCGGCUUGCCGGGUCCCGGGGCGGGCUGGCCGCUUUGGCCCGCCGAGGUCCCGGGCUGGCGGCCAGUCGGCCCCGCCGAGGUCCCCGGGGCGGUCGUGCCGUGGCCCCCCCGAGUUCCCCGGGGCGGCGGCAAGUGGGCCCGCCUAGGUCCCCGGGGGCGGGCGUCGGGCAGUGGGCCCCCCGAUUCCCGUGCCGGGCGGGCCACUGGCCCGCCGAGGUCCCCUGGGGCGGGCAGGCCAUCGGCCCGCCGAGGGUCCCAGCGGCGAGCGGGCCAGUCGCUUGCACGAGGUCCCCGGGGCGGCGGCCAGUCGGCCCGCCGGUCCGCCGGGGCGGGCGGGCCAGUCGGCCCUGCCGAGUCCCCGGGCCGGGCGGGCCAGUCCGGCCCGCCGAGGUCCCCGGGGGCGGUCUUGCCAGUGGGCCCCCGAGUUCCCCGGGGCGUGCGGGCCAGUGGGCCCGCCGAGGUCCCCGGGGCGGGCGGCCAGUGGCCCUCCGAGGUUCCCCGGGGCGGUCAGGGCCCAGUGGGCCCCCCCGAGUUCCCCGGGGCGGGCGGUCCAUUGGGCCCCCGAGGUCCCCGGGGCGGGUGGGCCAGUCGGCCGCCGGGUCCCUGGGGCGGCCCCCUGUGGAAGUGUUUCUAGCUGCGUACGUAUAA